AUGCGGAGAAGGAUUACAUUCGUACAGCGGGCCGACGCCCCGUUCGAUUUCGACCAGGCUGUGUUGACGACCGAUGCACUGUCCAUCCGUAACCUGGACGGUGCGCGCGAGGAGCGAGCUACACUCAGCUUCGAGGAGCUUCCCUCAGAGGUUUGGCAGGUUCUGAAGUCAUGCCAUGAGCUCCACGUUCGGUGGGCAACGGAGCGCCCUUACCAUACCGGGGCGCCGUUUUCGAGUCGUAUAUCGCCCGGCCUACAUGUUUUUUACACACCGGGUGGACAGGAGGAAGCGAGUGGGUUCUGUCCGUUGCUGAAGAAGGUCUUCGGUGAGUCGUUGGAGUGUGACAGUCCCGAGACAUCAUUCAUCCAGCCUCCGAUUCACUCGAAACGAUUCGCAUCUACAGCCGCUUUCCAAUAUCACAGUCGCCUUCGCUCGCUGGACAACCUGGUCACAUUCAUUCAGCACAAAUUCUGUGAUAGCUCGGACGAGAAGUGUCAUCAACACGUUAAAGAGCUACUUUCCGCGGACUCGGUCGAUAUCGACUACAAUAGCAUAUCGCAUGCCCUGACGGUGUCGGGAUACUGGUCCAAGUCGCCAGCCCAGGGAUGGAGCGAGGAAAUCAAGCAGCACGUGGCAGGAACCGACAAGGUUGAAGUUGGGUUGCUAGGCGUCGAGACAGCUAUCGAGCCCGAGGAGCUGAAGAUGGGUGGACUAUUGGGCGUCGUGGGACAGGAUGAGAAACUGAAACCGGCGCUAUUCUCCUUCCCCUCACGCCAUCAUCCGCUCCCAGAAGACGCAACAUACUCCGUCUCCUUCGCUGAACCAACCGGUCUCCACCCCACCAUGGCCAUCUCGAUGCCUCCCGCCUCACUCCAGCGGCCCCCGGCGCCCCCAGACGCAACAUGCGCCCUGCACACAUACCUAACCCUACCCUCGUGGAUCUUCGGCGACAAGUACCAGCUCUCCACGACGGACCCACUGUUUUUGGACUCGCACCACCUCGCCGCCCUCCGCGCCGUAGCCGGAGAAACCGACCUCGAAGCCCCGGACUGGUUCGUCCCCCGCUGGGGUUCAACCUGGCUCCUGGAGCUCGCCACCCCGCCCGACGCCCAAGCCCCGGAAGACUGGAACAUCACCAUCCCCCUGCACCUGCGCUACCUGCGCCCCUCGGAGUCCGGAUACCGCUCCGCCGGCGUCCCGUGGCCCGUCGUCUUCUGGGCCUGCACCGCAGAGGACGGCACGAAGAUGGGCACGAAUCCGUUCGACCGCGUGAACCUGGGCUGGGAGGGCCUGUUUGGUCCGCGCACGAUGUUCUACCAGCUGGCGCCGUCGCCUGGGAGCCAUGGCCGGCUCGUCGAUGAACUGGAGGUGCCUGUGCUGCGGCUACGGAAUGGGCGGGGCUUCUUCCAGAGCCGGACUAUUGAGCUGGGGACUGUCGUCGUCGUGGCGCUGGGGUUUGUGUGGAUUCUGUGGAAGCUGGGAGUGGUCGUGCGGUCGUCUGGGACGGGCGCCCGGAAGAGAGAGGACAAGCAGGGCAAGGCCGAGUGA
Molecule: messenger RNA, 1548 nt
Organism: Aspergillus clavatus NRRL 1
Lineage: Eukaryota; Fungi; Ascomycota; Eurotiomycetes; Eurotiales; Aspergillaceae
Exons: 5
Coding region: 1-1548 (515 amino acids)
Biological process (GO): protein processing; GPI anchor biosynthetic process
Cellular component (GO): glycosylphosphatidylinositol-mannosyltransferase I complex; endoplasmic reticulum membrane
Molecular function (GO): mannosyltransferase activity
Source: RefSeq, a predicted model, not a curated record